GCUGGUCGGAGGCUGAGAGCACCAGAGCCCGGCACAGAGGACGAUUCAACAUGUGACGAGCCAUCUCAGUUCACAGAGAGACCGCGGCCUCAGGGAUCGUCCCCUGUUGAGGAGUAUCCUGAAACUGAGAAAUACACCGACAGUGACAAAGAGUGUGAAGAGGAGCAUGACCCACACUACAAAAGUGGGAGUGGAAGGAAAACUAAGAAGUCUGGGCUUGGGUCCAUGUUUGAAAAGCGCUCCACUCCAAAGAUGAGUAAACUGAAGGAAGUCCAUAGUCCCGAGUCCGGGCUGAUCGUGAAAACAGCCAAAGAUGGAUGUGCGGAGGGUCUGGUUUAUGGUGGAGGAGGGAGAGAGGGAAUCUUUAUUAAGGAAGUCGUACCAGAGUCACCUGCCUCAAAAAGUCUCAAACUCAAAGAAGGUGAUCAGAUUCUGAGCGCCACUGUGUAUUUUGACAACGUGUCAUACGAGGAUGCCAUCCAGAUCCUGGAGCACGCUCAGGCGUACAAAGUGAAGCUCUGCUUGAAACGCAAACCCAACAUCACAGAGACUGAACCAACCAUCGAGUCUGACGUCAUCCCUGAGGAAGACGUCUAUGCACCAGAGAUGAGGGAGCAAGGAAAAACCAAAAGGCGUGGUGACGCCCGCAUUUCAUGGCCUAAGUUUCCCUCCUUUGGGAAAGGACGGAAGUCCCGCUUUACAAGGUCUCACAGCUCCUCAGAGGCUGAUGAGCAGCGAAAACUCGAGCUUAGCCCAACAACAAGCGACACAGAGUCACCUAUAAAAUCUCAGGAUGCUCUCAAAGGCAAGAAGAAGCAUAAAGUGAAGCUUUCUGCUCUAACAAAGAGAGGACGAAUUAGUUCAUCCGAAGACCAGGACACAGAUGCACCUACAACAACGCAGAUGAUUUCACCUGAGUGCCUUGAAAGCCCCUCAGGAGAAACACCUCAAAUCUAUGCUGAAGACUUAAGACGUGAGCAAACCGAUCAAAAACUGACUGAACCUCAAACUGUUCAACACAAGGUGGAGCUCAUCGAUAUAGACAGCACUGUGAAAACAGCAGAUCUAACUGCGGCUCUGGCGGGUCAAGAAAGUCCGUCUGGUAUUAAAUCCCCCGACGGGAAGAAAAAGAAGAAAGAACGGUCCGAAUUAAAAUUGAAAAUUCUGGGGAAGGAUAAAUCGUACAAGAAAGAUGCAAAAGCCAAAUCAUCACCAAAGAGGCUAAAAACACUGGGGGCAAGUAUUGAAAUAGCAGACCAACCUGGAAAUGAAAAAUCAGAUGUCAUCCCAAGUUUGGAUUCACAAACACGACCACAGGGAGAUCAACUAGCACUCGAUGGCAACACCCAAAUAAUCAGCAGUGACAGUUCAAGGAUAAUCCCCACCAAAUCAGGGACGACACAGAUGGAAACGAGUGCACCAAAGGUGGAACUUGAAAUAUCUGAUGUUCUAUUGAUACAAAAAUCUCCACAGAAAGGCAAAGACAAAGACAUGAAGCAGAAACAAGAAACAAAGAUAGGUCCAACAUUCAAACUGCCUAAAAUCGGCUUUUGCGACCUUGAAACUGAGGAAAUAAUACCAAAGAAUAAUGUAAACGUUGAAGAAGGCACAACUGAGAUUGAGCAGGUUACAGCUGAGGGCACAGAGGUGAAAGAAGAUCCGUAUGAGCGACUGUCAAAAAGCACUCGUUCCAGAACAAAACUUCCCAAACGUGAAGACAUUGAGAUUCCAGGUAUGGAGGACAAGUUUACGAAGCCCACAGCCAAAAGAAUUAAAGAGCCAAAAGCUGGUUAUACUGGAAAUUAUGAAGACAUUCAGGCUGAAACUGUACAACUGUCCAUUGAUGUUGACAGCGUGAAAGAGGCAGUUUCAAAACUGCCUGGAUUUAAGCUGCCUAAGGUUGACACGAGUGGAGUUCCUAUUCCUGAAGAAAUUACUGUGAUAGAUGCAAAUGCACAAAGAAUAUCAGUGAAAACACCCACGAAAACAAAACAUGAGACACACUUAAGUAAGUUCGAUGUAGCUGCCUCUCCAGGAAUCUCCAAGACAUCAGUCAACCUACCAAAGAUCACACCUACUGAUUUAUCUUCAGAGGAGCUUCUGAUUGAGACCCGCGUAGAUUUUAACAAACCUGAAAAGAAAUACAAAACUGAGCCAAAGCAAGGCGACGGAGAGGUUUAUAAACGAGAACAUAUCGUAAUACCUGGAAAAGAAAGUGCAUGUGAAGUCGCCACUCUUCAGACACAAGGCACAGAGGGCAUCAAGUCCGAGUAUGAAUCUACAGCUACAUUCAAAUCAAAGAAGAUGACAAUGCCUCGCUUUGGGAUUGCAAAACCAGACAUAAGAAUCCCUGACAUUGGAACUGACUUGCCUAAACAAACUAUCUCUGAGCAAAAAGUUGACAAUGUGAAAGGAGAAAGGACGAUUUUCUUCCAAGAAGUAAAGGUGUCAAAGACUGAAACAGGGAACAAGAUGGGAGGAGUCAUAUCGGAUGUCAGGAUACCUGAAAUUGAGGGCAUUGAAUACAUUGAUUCAGUAGUUGGUUCACCAGCCAAAAAGGAUGCUGGCAUAAAGCUUACGGGUCUUGGUGAUAAUCUUCAUGCUGCAGGCCCAAAAUCUGAUCUCUCCUUUCCGGAGAUCAGGGAUGAAAUUAAAGACGCUGAAGCUGAGGAGCACAAAUUCAAACUUCCAAAAUUUGGAGCAGUGACUCCAAACAUCAGUGUGACUGUGCCUGAUGCAGGUAAGGAUAUGACUAUUGAUGGGGCAGAAACAGAAAAGGAUGGGAGGUUUAAAAUGCCAACUCUCAGUAUGCCAAAGGUGAUAGGACCGAAAAUAGAUUUAAGCUUGUCAAAAAAAGAUGUAGACAUCUCACUACUGGAGGCUAAAGCUGAGACUGAACUCACAGACAUUCCUGAGGUUGACGUUUCUCUUGGAAAAAUAAAUUUGUCUCUUCCAGAGCAAAAGAUGGAGGUUGAAAAACCUGAACUGGAAAUCAAACCAUGGCAGACUGAGGGUGAACUCGAUGGACAUGGAAGAAAGUUCAAGAUGCCAAAGCUUGGAAUUAAAAUGCCCAAAUUAAAAGGGCCUGAAUUUGAUUUAAGCUUAUCAAAGAAAGAUGUUGAUGUCACACUGCCAGAGGCUAAAGCUGAAAUCAAACUACCAGAAGCCCCCAAGACUGAUGUUACUCUUGGAAACGUAGAUGUUUCCAUUCCAGAGCAAAAGAUGGAGACUGAAAAACCUGAGCUGGAAAUCCAACCUCUGAGGACUGAAGGCGAACUUGAUGGACAGGGAGGAAAGUUCAAAAUACCCAAAUUUGUUGUAAAAAUUCCAAAAGUGAAAGGGCCUGAAUUUGAUUUUAGCUCAUCAAAGAAAGAUGUUAAUGUCACACUGCCGGAGGCUAAAGCUGAGAUCAGACUCCCAGAAACCCCUAAAAUUGAUGCCAGUCUUGGAAAAGCAGAGGUUUUGAUUCCAGAAGCAAAGGUGGAGGUUAGAAAACCUGAAGUGAAAGUCCAAACCUUGCAGACUAACGUUGAACUUGAAGGACAUGGAGGCAAGUUCCAAGUGCCAAAGUUUGGAAUCUCAAUGCCAAAAGUAAAAGGACCUGAAAUUCACUUUGGCUUAUCGAAGAAAGAUGGAGAUGUGACACCGCUGGAAGCCACAGCUGAAGUAAAAUCUCCUGAAGCUACUGAAGUUGAUGUCAGUCUGGGCAAAGCAGAUGUUUCUCUUCCAAUGGGAAAAAUUGAAGUCAAAAAGCCUGAAUUAGAAAUAAAACCUCUACAAAGUGAAGUUGAACUUGAUGGUCAAGGAAGCAAGUUUAAAAUGUCAAAGUUGGGAGUGUCAAUGCCAAAAGUAAAAGGACCUGAAAUUCACUUUGGCUUAUCAAAGAAAGAUGGAGAUGGGACAUUGCCAGAAGCCAAAGCUGAAGUAGAUGUCCCUGGAGUUAAACUAAAAGAACCCUCUGCGAAGGUGAAAGUCAAAGCUCCUGAAAUACAUGUUGCGACAAAAGGUACAGAAGGAUCACCAACAAAAUUUAAGAUGCCAACGUUCAAACUACCAAAAUUUGGAAUUGUAACUCCAAACAUUUCUGCAGAACCACCUGAUACGGACAAAGGUGUCAAAAUCGAUGGAGCAGAUAUUAAUAUCCCUGACAAGGGGUCUGCAGUUCACAUUACAGCACCCAGCAUUGACAUCGACGGAGCUUCCAUAGAUAUGAAAACUGAAGGAACUGAACAGGAUGGAAAAGGAAGCAAAUUUAAAAUGCCACAUCUUGGUUUAUCCAUGCCAAAAGUGAAGGGACCUAAAAUUGAUUUGAGCCUUUCAAAGAAAGAUGCAGAUGUCACGUUACCAGAGGCCAAAACUGAUGUCCAACUUCCAGAGGUCAAUCUUGGGAAAGUAGAUGUUUCAAUUCCAGAGGCUAAAGCUGAAAUAAAACUUCCAGAAGACCAUAAACUCGCUGUGGAGAUGAAACCACCAGAAGCAGAGAUGGAUGGACAUGGUGAGAAGUUUAAAAUGCCAAAGUUUGGAAUCAAAAUGCCAAAAAUCAAAGGGCCUGAGUUUGAUUUAAACCUAUCAAAGAAAGAUGGAGAUGUCACAUUACCAGAGGCUAAAGCUGAUGCCAAAUUUCCAAAGGUGGAUCUUGGGAAAGUAGAUGUUUCAGUUCCAGAGGCUACUGUGGAGGUUAAAAAACCGGACAUGGAAAAGCAGUUCUUGCAGACUGAAGGUGAACUUGAUGGACAGGGGGGGAAGUUCAAGAUGCCAAACUUAUCAAAGAAAGAUGUUGAUGUCACACUGCCAGAGGCUAAAGCUGAGGUCAAACUCCCGGAAGCCCCUAAAACUGAUAUUAAUCUUGGAAACGCAGAUGUUUCCAUUCCAGAGGUAAAGGCUAAUGUUGAAAAACCUGAGCUGGAAAUUAAACCUUUGCAGACUGAAGUUGAAGUUGAAGGAAGCAAGUUCAAGAUGCCAAAGUUUGGAAUGUUGAUGCCAAAAGUGAAAGGUCCUGAAUUUCAUCUAGGCUUCUCAAGGAAAGAUGGAGAUGUCACCCUACCAGAAGCCAAGGCAGAUGUCAACCUCCCUGAUGUUGAACUUAAAGACGCUCAUGCUAAAGUAGAAAUUAAAGCUCCUGAGAUUGAAAAUGUAGCUAGGGGCACAGAAGGAUCACCUUCAAAAUUCAAAAUGCCAAAUUUCAGUUUCUCUAUGCCUAAAGUCAAAGGGCCUGACAUAGAUUUAAGCCUAUCAAAGAAAGACACAGAUGUCAUAUUACCAGGGACUAAAGCGGAGAUCAAACUCCCAGAAGCCCCGAAAAUCGAUGCCAAUCUUGGACAAGCAGAAGUUUUGAUUCCGGAAGCAAAGGUGAAGGUUAGAAAACCUGAUGAUGUUGGACUUGAAGGGCAUGGAGGCAAGUUACAAGUGCGGAAGUUUGGAAUCACAAUGCCAAAAGUAAAAGGGCCUGAAAUUGAUUUAAGUUUCUCCAAAAAAGAUGUUGAUGUGACAAUUCCAGAGGCUAAAGCUGAGGUUGAACUCCCAGACGCUCCGGACAUUGGUGUUGAUAUGAAACCACCAGGGUGUGAAGCAGAAAUUGAUGGGCAAGGAAGCAAGUUUAAAAUGCCAAAGUUUGGAAUCACAAUGCCAAAGGUAAAAGGACCUGAAAUUGAUUUAAGCUUCUCCAAAAAAGAUGUCGAUGUGACACUACCAGAGGCUAAAGCUGAAGUCAAACUUCCUGAUGUUGAACUGAAAGAACCGUCUGCUAAAGUGGAAAUUAGAGCUCCUGAGAUUGAAGCUCAGCUGGGUCACGUGGAAGGAUCGCCAUCAAAAUUUAAACUGCCAUCAUUUAAGUUUCCUAAAUUUGGAGCUGCCACUCCAAAUAUCAGUGCAGAGGUACCUGAAAUGGACAAAGACAUAAAAGUUGAAGGGGCUAGGUUUAAAAUUCCUAAAGAUAUAGUAACAGUUGAUAUUGCAGCACAGAAUGUUGAUAUUGAUGGCCCAUCACUUGAUGUAAAAAUGAAAGGAACUGAAGGUGAAGGGAAAGAAAGCAAGUUCAAGGUGCCAAAGUUUGGAAUAUCAUUGCCAAAGGUACAAGGGCCUGAGAUUGAUUUAAGCUUACCAAAGAAAGAUAUCAAAUUACCUGAGGCCAAGCCUGAGGUUGAACUCCCAGAAGGAUCUGCAAUUGAUGUUAACCUUGGAAAAGUAGAUGUUUCAAUGCCAGAAGCAAAGAUGGAGGUUAAACACCCUGAACUAGAAAUUAAAGCCUUCCAGUCUGAAGGUGAACUUGAUGGGCAAGGGCACAAGUUAAAAAUCCCAAAGUUUGGAAUCUCAAUGCCAACAGUAAAAGGAACUGACAUUGAUUUUAGCUUAUCAAAGAAAGAUGCAGACAUCACCCUACCAGAAGCAAAAGCUGAGGUCAAUCUUCCUGAUGUUGAACUUGAAGAACCUUCUGCUAAAGUGGAAAUUAAAGCUCCUGAGAUUGAAGCACAAUUAGGCAAUGUGAAAGGAUCACCUUCAAAAUUUAAACUGCCAACAUUCAAAUUUCCCAAAUUUGGAUCUGCCACUCCAAAUGUCAGCGCUGAAGUACCUGAUAUAGACAAAAAACUCAAAAUUGAUGGCACAGACAUGCACAUAUCUGUACCACAAACAGAUGUCAAUGUACCAGAAGUUAAAGCAGAGGUCCAUCUGCCAGAGGUUGAAGUCACAAAGCCUUCAGGCAGUGUUGUGAUAGAUCAACAGCCGGGUGCUGAGGUAGAUGCAAAACUGAAAAAAUCCAGGUUUUCAUUGCCCAGAUUUUCUUUUUCAAAACCAAGUGUUAAUGUCCCUGAAAUGGAUGCUAGUCUUCAGGAUGUGAAAGUUGCAAUUCCAGAGAGCAAAGUGGAAGUGAAAAAAGGGGAAGUGGAUAUGAACAUACCAGAAAUAGAGGCAGAAGUUGAUGGAAGCAAGUUUAGAAUGCCAAAUUUUGGCAUCUCAAUGCCCAAAGUCAUGGGGCCUGAAUUUGAUUUGAGCUUAUCCAAGAAAGAUGUAGACGUGACACUACCAGAAGCCAAAGCUGAGGUCAAACUGCCUGAUGUUGAAGUCAAACAACCUGAAGUGGAGCUUAAGCUGCCAGAAGGUGACGUAGAAUUAGUGGGGCAGGAAAGCAAGUUUAAAAUGCCAAAGUUUGGCAUCUCAAUGCCCAAAGUUAAGGGGCCUGAAAUGGAUCUGAGCUUAUCAAAGAAAGAUGUAGAUGUGACACUACCAGAAGCCAAAGCUGAAGUUCAACUACCAGAUGUCGAGGUCAAAGAACCUGAAGUGGAAAUCAAAGCUCCUGAGAUCAAGGUAUCAGCAAAGGGUAAAGAAGGAUCACCAUCAAAAUUUAAGAUGCCUACAUUCAAACUACCCAAAUUUGGAGUUAGUACUCCAAGUGCCACUGUAGAUGUGCCCAACAAAGACAUUAAAAUCGAAGGAGCUGACAUCAACAUUCCUGAGGAAGUUCUUACAGUUGACAUUGCAGCACCCAGUGUUGACAUUGAAGGCCCCUCAAUAGAUAUUAAAACUACAGGAAUUGAGCAUGAAGGAAAAGGAGGCAAGUUUAAACUGCCAAGUCUCGGUUUUUCUGGACCUCAAAUCAAAGGACCUGAAAUGGAUCUGAGCUUAUCAAAGAAAGAUGGAGAUGUGACACUACCAGAAGCCAAAGCUGAAGUCAAACUGCCUGAUGUUGAAGUCAAACAACCUGAGGUGGAGCUUAAGCUGCCAGAAGGUGACGUAGAAUUAGAGGGGCAGGAAAGGAAGUUUAAAAUGCCAAAGUUUGGCAUCUCAAUGCCCAAAGUUAAAGGACCUGAAAUUGAUCUGAGCUUAUCCAAGAAAGAUGUAGACGUGACAUUACCAGAAGCCAAAGCUGAAGUCAAACUGACUGAUGUCGAAGUCAAAGACCCUGAAGGUGCCAUUUCAGUACCAGAUGCACCAGCUACUGAGGUUGAGGCCAAGUUGAAACGACCGAACUGGACAUUUCCAAAGUUUUCAUUUUCACGGACAGGCAGUAAAGCCCCUGAUGUUGAUGUGAACUUUGAAUCACCCAAAGUUGAUGUGAGAUCACCAGAGGCCAAAGCAGAAGUCCACGGACCUUCAGGGUCCGUUUCAGUGGAAGAACCUCAUUCUGCUGAACUCGAUGCAAACCUGAAAAAAACUACAUUUUCUCUACCAGGAUUUUCUUUGUCAAAGUCAAAUGUUAAAGAAGGUGCAGUCAGUGCACAGGUGGAUGUUUCUCUUCCAGAGGGAGAAGUGAUAGUCAAACAACCUGAAAUGAAAAUGAAAGCUCCUGAGUUUGAAGCUGAACAUGAUGAACAAGGAAGCAAGUUUAAAUUGCCAAAGUUCGGCAUCGCAUUACCAAAAACAAAAGGACCUGAAGAAGAGUUAAGUGCAUCGCAGAGAGACGAAGGCAUCACACUGCCAGAUGUUAAAGCCGAGGUCAAACUCCCUGAAGUCAAACAAUCUUCAGCAAGUGUGGAAAUUAAAGCUUCUGAGAGUGAAGCCAAGUCAAAAGAUGUUGGAGGAUCACCGUCAAAGUUUAAAAUGCCCACAGUGAAAAUGCCCAAAUUUGGAGGUGCUGUCUAUGAUGUCACUGUAGAAGCACCUGCCGCUGACAAAGCAGCGGAAACUGAAGGAGCUAAACUGAAGGAGGAUGUCACUAUCACCAUCAAAGGUCCAAGUGUUGACAUUAAGACAGAUGUGUCCAAAGCUGUUGCAGCAGAUUCUGAAGCACCAAAGACUGAAACCGACAGCGCAGGCCUUGCCUCUCCAAGUAAAUUCAAAUUACCAACAUUUAAGAUGCCAAAGCUGAGCUUCUCCAGAGCCGCCCCUGAGGCCGAACAUGCCCCUGUGGAUGAACAUGUCCCUGAGGACGAACAUGUCCCCGUGGACACUGACAGCAAAGAUCAGCUGAAAAAGGAGGCUGAGUCAAAAGCAGAGACUAAAUCACCCAAACAGGCUUUGACAUCAUUUGGUGAGAUCCUCAAGAAUAUUGAUGUUGAAUUUGAUGUCCCAAAACCAGAAGAAAGUCUUGAAACCUCAAAGGAAGUUCAUGACACAGAUGAACCCAGUGGAAAAAAGUCUGAGACAAAGAAAGAGGAGACAAAGCAAGAUACUGUCAAAAGUCCUGAGAGGACAGGCUGGUUUAAAUUCCCCCGGUUUGGACUGUCCUCGCCAUCAGAACCUACUAAGACACCUGAAAAAGACGAGCACAAGGACAAGAAGAGUCCAGCAGGAGAAUCAGUGGAUGAGGAAAUAAGUCAAACCUGUUCUGUCCAGUCAUCUGAUGCCUUCGCUGACAUUAGCUCUGCAAUGACGAGUGAGCAUGCUGGCCUGUCCUUAUCUUCUCCAACCAAAGUCACGGUCAAAUACUCGGACCCUGAUGCUGCCACAGUGCUUGGAGAGAUGCACAGUAACAUCAUUACUUCCACCACAAGGACUGAGCUUGUCUCCGUUGAGCCCAACCUGCCUGAGAAAAUCACCAUUCUGUCAUCCGGAGUUUCAUCUUCAUCCGAGGACACCCUCAGACUGGAAUCUGGAAAAAUACAUGUCAUUACAUCAAACAUACAGGCGACGCCAGAGGCACAGCAUGCCAAGCUGCUGACUGCUCUCCAGGUCCAAUCAGCUGGAGCCCUUCCCCUCCAAUCAGACGCUGAUGAAGCGGCAGCGUGGACCGUCGAGGAUUCACAUGGCAACAAGAGGACGGUCCUUGAAAGGCGUUUAGUCCGGGAAACAUCAAGUGGAAGAAGUGAAAGCAAAGAAACAAUUGUUAUAACAAAACAGAUCACACAUUCCUUGGAGCCCAUCUCAGGUGAGACAGCGUCAUCCGUUCAGCGACUACGAGACUCUGUGCACUUGGAGAAAAUGAGGUUCUUCGACGGAGUCAACAAGUGAAAUAACUCAAUAUAAACUGUGUUUAUUGACCGGUGUCAGGGGCCGGUGGGUUUCUGACUGAUGGAGAGCUUAGACAGAAAACAGAUCAUUAACGAAUCACAGUAAAGAUUGAGUCUGUGUUCACCUCUGGUUGCAUGUUGUUGAUCUGUAAAGAGACGGAUUGAUGUAAAUCACACUGACCAUGUGAUGAAGUUGUUAAUAAGCUGUGUAACUGAGUGCCCUUACUGCAGAUAAUGAACCAAAUAUCCUGCUUCUUAUGGUACUGAGCUAAAAUAAGCCAUGACUUUUACUCUAAUAUCUUUUUAUAAAGUCUGACACUGAUCCGACUUCCUGUGCUCUUAUUUAUCGGACAAUAAUCACCAGUGCAUUUGAUUUAAGAAAGUUUGAUCUGAGCUGAAAAUCAGUCGAUGUUACUGACAUUCCAAAAUGUGUUUACAGUAAUUUCACAGCGCCUUCGUUCGGUGCAGUCUACAACAGAUAAUGUAUCACCAGAUAUUCUUGUUGCUGUAGCUGAAGAAACAAACAUAGCAAUGCAAAGCUGAAAUGAAACGCUCCUGAUGACGUGUGCUGCUGCUGCAUCUAUAUUUGUAUUAAUAUUUUUGCUUAAAACCUCAUUUGCUACGAUAAAAAUAUAUGGACAGUAGGAUGCCUUUCAGUAUCUCUGUACAAAGAGGAAUAUUAAUAAACUGGCUGUGUAAAUAGC
Molecule: messenger RNA, 10588 nt
Organism: Epinephelus moara (kelp grouper)
Lineage: Eukaryota; Metazoa; Chordata; Actinopteri; Perciformes; Serranidae
Product: neuroblast differentiation-associated protein AHNAK
Exons: 7
Coding region: 226-9885 (3219 amino acids)
Biological process (GO): regulation of RNA splicing
Cellular component (GO): nucleus; cytoplasm
Molecular function (GO): protein binding
Source: RefSeq, a predicted model, not a curated record